ACUAGGCGCCUGGCCCAGGGCGCAAGCGGGACUACGCCUCCCGGCAUGCGCCGCGCUCAGGCCCCGCCUCUGGCUGCCGCGAUCUGGUUGUUUUUAUGAGGUGUCACCGGCACCGAGGGUCACAGUCGCCACCGCGACAGCACGCCGUGGGUCGGGGUGCUCGCUUCAGAUUGGUGCAAUGUCUGAGAAUUCCAGUGACAGUGACUCUUCCAGUGGCUGGACCAUCAUCAGUCAUGAGGGCUCCGAUGCAGAGAUGGUGACCCCUGUCACAGGCGCAGAAGGCUGUGAGCUGAGCCCAGAGCUUGCGUCUCUGGGACAGGAGGAGCUGCCGCAGCAGGAAGAAAGCAGCCAGGAUAGCAUGACAUUGACAGGAGAAGCUGAAGAUACAGCCUUUGAGACAGAGGAGGAAAAGUCACCUGGAGACCAUGUCUAUUUUGGAACUGCCAGCGAUGAUUCAGACAUUGUCACCCUGGAGCUACCCAAGUUGGAAGAACUUGGAAGUCAAGACAUCAUGAUCGCUGAGGAGGCGUGUACUGUGGAAAGCUUCAGCCUGGGCUCCUCUUCCAGCAGCCAGUACACCUUCUGUCAGCCAGAAGUGGAAGAAGCAGGGUGGUGGGAGAAGCUGUGGAAGAUUGCUGCGUGUGUGAGGGCGUGGGAUGCCCACCAGAGACGCUCCGCAGCCCUGCAAGGAUUUUCAUCUCAGCACAGUGACAGUGGGUCCAGCAGUGAGGAGGCUGCUGAUCAGCCCAGUCCCACCCUUCGCCGGCGACGGGCCAGGAAGAAGGCAAUGCUGGAGACCGAGUGGGAAGAGCAGGACCCUGAGCCGCUUGUGGUGUCUAAGCGCCAGUACAGCUGCAGCGGCAGCCUCAGCAAGUGUGUGGCACUGGCCCUGGUGGUCGCCGUCAGCAUGGGCUUUGGCCACUUCUACGGCACAAUUCAGAGGCAGCAACAGCUUGUCCAAAACACACCUGAGAAUGCAGCAAGUGACGUGAUGAGCUAUCUGGUCCAGCACCCACGGGAGCAGGAACCCCUUCUCGACACGAAGCACUUGAAAGAAAGUCUCAGAAGGUGUCGGCUCCUGGCUGCAGCAGGCAAGAUGUCCCUUGAAAUUCAGAAGAGACUCACUACCCAGAAUCACCAUCUGAGAGUAUCUCUAGAGCAGAGAGAGAGUGCCCUGGGUUCUCUCCAGGAGGAGUUAGAGAAGCUGAGAGAGCAGAUUAGAACGAUGGAGGAGAAAAGUACCAGUGCUGAAUUGACCCGGGACAAUGAGAAGCUCAAGCUGCAGUUGGAGGAUGCAAAGGAGAAAACACAAAGGUUCCUUAAUCAAAGGGAGAUUCUUCUGGCAGAAACACACAUGCUACAGAGUGAAUUGGAGACAGAACCGAAAGUAGGAGCCUCACUCCAGAUGGAGAUUGCGCAGCUCCAGCCUGGCCAGUGGCAAGCCAAGCCUGGUUCCCCCCAGGACAAGGAGUUGGCCGUGUUGAGGGAAAGGGUGGUGGAGCUGGAGCAGAAGCUGAACUUCGAGCAGCAACGCUCUGACCUGUGGGAGAGGCUAUAUAUCAAAGCCAGAGAUCAGACUGGGGAGCAGAAGGGGAGCAGAGGACACCACAGGGUGAAGAGCAAGUCAAAAGAGACGUUUUUGGGAACGGUUAAGGAAACUUUUGAUGCCAUGAAGAAUUCUACCAAGGAGUUUGUGAGGCAUCAUAAAGAAAAAAUUAAGCAGGCUAAAGAAGCUGUGAAAGAAAAUCUUAAAAAGUUCUCUGAGUCAGUUAAAUCCACUUUCCGACAUUUUAAAGAUACCACCAAGACUAUCUUUGAUGAAAAGGGCAAUAGGAAAUUUGGAGCUACAAAAAAACCAGCAACAACAAAAAAAACCCCAGUUUUUAGUGAUUGUUCCCAUUCACAGUACAAGGGACCUUCCCCUAACCAGAAGCACCGUGGCCACAGCAUGCAGAGGGACCCAAGCAGAAGACAGCCAGCUCGAUGGCAGGAGGCCAGAAAUACUGCGCAAGUCUCCAGGGACGGUGUUGCCCACGACUGGCAGGGAGACUGUCGGGAUUACCGAGGGGCUGGCGAGCAUGUGUUUGGAAGGGCUCAACAGGAACCCUUCAGCCCAUGCAAUAUGGUGGUGAAUUCUGCCCUGGUAGGUGAGUUUAGGCAAGUGAUUCGAAGAUACUUACUAAAAGAGCUGGGUGCUUUCCACCAUUGGGAAGAACUUAAUGAAUUCAUCAAUCAGUUUAUUAUAAAUGGUCUCUACACAAAUAAUCAGAAGAUCUUUGCAGACUUUGUUAAUGAAGUUAAAGAGUAUCUUAAAAGCAUGAAGGAGUAUCAAGUAGAUACUGGCGUAUUUGAGAAGUUGAAUGGAUACAUAUGUAGACACUUUGCCACUGGUUCACCCGCUCCGCAUGGACCCAGUCGACCUGAUAAAAAGCAGCCUAUGGUAAAUACUGGAAACGCCAGGCAUCGAAAUGGGCAGAAGCACCUUCAGCCACAGCCUUGUAAGGGGAAGGUAAACGGCGUAGUAAAUACGGUCCUCUAACGGGAGACACAGCUGACCUGGAGAUGGGACUGGGGCAGCUGCCUUUGCACCCUAAAUAAUGACCACAGUUGUGUUAAGGUAGAAAACUAAGCUGCAUAGAUGCUUCCUACACUGCUGCUGCAGCUAAGACAGAAUCAUCAAGAGUUUGACGGCUUCCUAGAGUACUCACAGCAUCAAUCAAAUGCUUCUAACCUAUGCUCAGUAGACCUGUAGUUCUGCUUUGUGCAAAAAUACGUAAGUUCUGGCACUGGAAAGUACAGCAGUUUGAUUCCAGAAACCCAGCGUGCAGCGGCUUCGGCACGAAUGAGUCUCUGGUGCAAGCCUGUGUGACAGCAGGUGACUAACCUUGCCCUUCCUGUCAGGCUGCAGGGAGGUGGAGCCUGAGGAAGUACGCUGUGGCGGGUUUCAUGGCUAAUGUCUCAUCUUUCUUUAAUGUUUGGUUUUUUUUUUUUUUUUGUGAUUUUGAGAGCCCGUUGACCUGUGAAGUUUGCUGCCUUCAGAGCUUGCUGACUUGUUUGCUUGUGAAAUCCUUUGCACAUCUGAUUCUAGAAGAAACAAUAAAACCACCACACCACGAGAAGACCAGAGGUCUUUAUUGAAUCCAGAUGCCUUAGCAUGUGUCUCUGAGCCCAUGAGUGGGCGGCGCCCUCACCCCCCUGGUACCCUGCGGACCCCUGGUGCCACUCAGUUCCGGGCCAUCCUGGUCUUCCGUUCAUAGACAUAAAUGUGGCUUCCAGUGCGACCCUCUGGAAAGUGCGUGUGGAAGAAAACUGCAGUUCUCUCGUAAUUCCUUGAGACUAGGAAAGCACGGAUUUCCUACAAGUAAAUCCACAUGUAAGUGCAUAAAGGCUGCACUUUGAGGCAGGUCUGGAGAUUCACAACCGUCUGUUCUAAUCUCUCCUUGCUGCCCCCGCCCUAAGGAUGGGGCCUGGAGUCCUCCAUUCCCCACGAGCCACAUCCAGCCUAUUGAUGAAAUCACCUAGAGCCUCUGUGCCGACCGAGCUCAGCCCCAGCCCCUCUUCCUUGUAUUCAUUUGUUACAGUACAGAGAUUGACUGGGCCUCCACUUUUCACUUUGAGACAAUGUUACCAGGACACAAAGUUGCACAGCCUGGGUUCACACCCAUAACACUCCUGUCUCAGCUUCCUGAGAUGUUACUACAGGCAUGUGCCACCAUGUGGUUUAUUUCUUGUCUUGCCACGUAGGCUGGGCUGGCCUUGAACUCAGUGGUCCUCCAGAGUGCUGAGAGUAUAGGUGUGUAUCCCAUGCCUCACUAUUUCUUUGUUUAUGGUAACUAAGGCACCUUGACAGCUGCAAACCCGAUGCAAAACUGGGAGGAUGUGAGGGGGCUGGAAACAAGUGGUAUCAGCUGUUUGCCUGUUGCUAAGCCUGAGUGGAGCCAAAAUACCCAGUGCUCUUUCUCCAGUCUACUCACCUCCUCCAAAGCACUGAAGAUGACCAAGCGAGCAGGCAGGGAAGCAGCAUCCUGAAACUCUCUCUGCAGCCAGCGCGUGGGACCACGGUAGAAAGUGUCCGCUUCAUCCAAAUCUCCACUCUGCCCGGUCAGGUCCGGAGGGCACUGCAGGAAGCGCAGCGGGAGCGGGCAGUGGACGUGGCUGUGGGUGGCAGAGUUGCUACCGUUAGCAUGGUGAGCACUCGUAGCAUGCAUCACCUGCUCGAAGAUGCCUCCCAAGGGAACUCUGCCCUCGGCCCCCAUCAGUCACCAGAGUGACAUGCUUGCUUGUGGCUACAGGGCGAGCAUAAGAGGCAGCUCCAUCUUGGCCCAGUAGGGCAUUUGAGCCAGCAUUGGGCCGGUCAGCCUCCAAAAAGCUACGCCUCACCAGGUAAAAAGACUUUAAAGGGUCAACCAGAAAAGGUGUUUAAUUUUGUUUAUCUGUGAGAUGUAUAACAUGACCUAAUAAUUUCAUGACUUCUCAUGA
Molecule: messenger RNA, 4479 nt
Organism: Cavia porcellus (domestic guinea pig)
Lineage: Eukaryota; Metazoa; Chordata; Mammalia; Rodentia; Caviidae
Gene: Ccpg1
Product: cell cycle progression 1
Exons: 10
Coding region: 179-2539 (786 amino acids)
Cellular component (GO): membrane
Source: RefSeq, a predicted model, not a curated record